AUGGCGCAAAUAAGCACAUCCUCUCUCGCAUACACUCUCAAUGCCGAUUCUUUCGAAUUUUUGGGAUCUACAACUCCCCUCAAACCUACAGAGAGCUUUAUCCUACCGCAUUAUGACUUCUUAUCGUUCCUUGGUGUAGUACAGCAAUCCGGGGUCAACUUUCUUCCUACCACCUGGGCCCCAGGGCUUGAUGGACUGGGUAUCGAUGGGCUUGAACAGAUUGAUCUAAACCCAAGUCGCGGGUUUUCUUUUAAGCGGUUUACACCAGACAGUAAAGAAGCGCGGGCUCUGGGACUCGAAGAUGUGCAUAGUUUCUCAUGGAAGGCGCUUAUUGCUGAGAUUUUAGUACUACAGCAUCCUAGAGUCCGGGAGUGCCGGAGUAUAGUUGAUUUAUAUGGAAUUAGUUGGGAUGUCCAGGUCAAUAGAAGUGGAAUACUUGUGAAAGUUUUGCCUGUGCUGGUAUUCGAGAAGCCGGUGCAUGGGAGCUUGGAUAAGUUCUUGGGAUCAAGGUCUUACCAGGCGCUGAAUUUUGAGAAAAGGCUGUCGUUGUGUAGAGAUAUAGGAAAGGCUAUUGAGCUAAUGCACUCUUUCAGCAUUCCACACGGAGAGAUAAAGCCAGAAAAGGUCCUCGUUUUUGAAGACGGCAAUGGUGGAUUCAUUGCAAAGAUCAUCGACUUUGGAUACGCUUGCUUAGGUUGUGCUGACGAAGAUCCUGUAUGCCUACCCUUGACACCUGAAUGGAGUUCACCCGAAUGUACGUCAAUGGAGCCCACCGUAGGCCGAGCUAAGAAGGCCGAUAUAUAUUCCUACGGGAAAGUUUGUGGGUGGAUCCUUUUCGGAGACCGAGGAUCAACAUCUUCUCCAGCAUCGCUUCUUUCUCUGUCUCCCGGGGAGGGAGAGGGUCCGAAUUUCGUUGUUAAGGACCAUGAGUUGGCUCGCUCGAGAUUAGCCAGCUUUUUUGAGGCCUGUUUAGAAACGAAUCCAGAUGCGAGAGCCAGCGACAUGGGCAUGUUAGUUGGGCUAGUUUCUCAAGCUCUUGAAGGGGAUGUCCAAAGGGAGACGAUUUCUGAUGAGUUGAUUAAGUUUGAAAGUUUGAAAAGUAUCCCAAAUCUUGCACUCAAUUUUGAAGCACUCCAACAUGUCCACUGCUUCGUCCGUGUCCAAAUCGUCAAGGCGCUCACAGAUAGAGCCGCCACCUGCAAAGAUUCUGCCUUCCAACUUGCGCUCUGCCACGAAUUUGCUUUCGGGACCCCACGAGACGCGAGCCUUGUCGUUGAAUACCUCCAAAAAUGCGGAAGGUCGGCUGAAGACCUUUCGGCGGCUGCGGAGAACAUCAUUACACAUGGCAAACUCGAUCAAGAUAUCAAAAUCACAUUCAUGCAGCAGAUAGAUCAAUUGAUCGAUGAAUAUAUCCAAACUGGUAUUCUUUCAACAGUACUAGAUAUCUACAAGUAUGAGGUGGCCGGAAAGACGGAUGAAAGAGUGACCCAGUCAUCCUUAAUACUGCAGAACUUUCUGGCCUCUCUACUGUUCGAUCAGGGUCUGAUAGAGGAGGCGAUAAAGAUGCAGAGGAAUGUAUUGGAUACAACCACAAAAAGUCUAGGCGAGGGGAGCCCUGGUGCAGUCAUUGCUAUGCAGAAUUUCGUACACCUCCUCAAGCGACAAGGACUUGUUGAACAAUUGGAACUUGAUGUCCAGAGGAAGGUGUUAGAGCAGACAGAGAAAGCUUUGGGCUUGUCGCACCUGGCUACACUUGCUGCUGCAUGGAAUCUUGCUACCAUGCUUCAGGAUAGAGAUGAAGCGGAGAAAUCGGCAUCAGUUGUGCUAGAAAUGACAGAAAGGAUGAAGGGAACACUGGGGGAGUCUAAUUUCCAGACUCUCCUUGCCAUGGAACUUCUUUCGGCCACAUUUCGGAGGCAGAACCGAGCGGAAGAAGCACUAAAGACCACUCAAAGUGUCCUACAUCUCAUGAUUAAAGAACUGGGCGGAAAACAUCCAGAAACUAUUACAUCCAUGAGCUACAAGGCACUAUCACUUUAUCAGCUAGGAUCAAUCGAAGAGUCAGUAAAACUCCAAAGACAAGUAUUCGAGUUGCGUCAAAGUAUUUUAGGCGAGGACAGCCCAGACACUAUCCGAGCCAUCACCAGUGUUGCAAACGCCCUCAAGUCUCAAGGUCAGCUAGACCAAGCAGUAAAGCUGGAAGAGCAAGCUAUGGCAUCGAUAACGAAAAUCCUAGGGGAAUAUCAUCCCAAGGCCAUACUAGCCAUGAAUUGUCUUGCUGUGACCUACCGUGAUCUAGGCCUAAUUGAUGGUACAAUCAAGAUUCAGAGACGUGUUUUGGAACUACAAACCAAAGUCCUUGGGGGUGAUCAUCCGGGCACUAUAGCAGCCAUGGAAACCCUCAUUGAAGUGCUCGUGGGCCAGAACGAGUUCAAAGAAGCGUCAGAGCUCCAGAGGCAGCUGUUAGAUAUUAAAAUCAGGAUCCUGGGCGAGGAACAUCCAAGCACUAUUGCUGCCCUGAAUAACGUUGGGUUUAUGCUCACUCGUCAGGAUCGGGUUGACGAGGCGAUCAAAAUACAAAGACGUGUAUUGGAGUUGACAGAGAAAGUAUUGGGCGAUGAGCAUCCUGAUAAUAUUCCGGUAAUGAUGAACAUGGUUCAGACACUCGUAGACAACGGCCAAAUGGACGAAGCCGUAGACACCCAGAAGAAAGUGGCUGCACUGAGAGAGAAAAUCUCAGGAAAAGAACAUCCCGAUACCCUCAGGCAGAUGAACGAUCUUGCGUAUAUGCUCGCUGUUCAUGGUCAAAUGGAUCAGGCUGUAAUCACCCAGAAACAGGUUCUAGAGACAUCGAAGAGUCUUUUCGGCGAAAAACAUCCAAAUACCCUUAGCACUAUGGCCAACACUGCAUCAAUCCUGCGCAAGAAGGGGGAUGCAGACGAAGCGUUAGCAUUACAGAUGAAGAUAUUAGACAUCACUGUAAAGUCUGUUGGCGAGAACCACGAGGAUACCCUUAGAGCUAUGGACACAUUAGUGAUAACACUUGGUAGCCAAAAUCAAGUUGAUAAAGCCUUGGAAAUCCAGAGGAGGAUUGUGAAGGCACGAGAGAGUGUUUCUGGGGAGCAAGAUCUAGGCACGAUUGAAGCAUCAGAAUAUCUUUCACAGCUUUUGGCAAAGAAGGGGCUUUUAGAAGAAGCAUCUAAAGUUCAGGAGAAGGUCGUCAGCUUGAAGAAAAAGGUUUCUGGAGAGGAUCAUCCUGAAACUCUGACGUCUAUGAGCAAUUAUGCUUAUUUACUCGCAAGGCAAGAAAAGACUGGCGAGGCAGCAAAAAUCCAACAACAAGUGGUAGACAUGAUGACAAAGUUCUUGGGAAAGGAGCAUCCGGAAACUGUCGAUGCAAAGGGAAAUCUUGAUUUUAUGCGAGCAGCAGAAAUGAGGAAAGCUGCAAAGUGA
Morchella sextelata is the source of this 3453-nucleotide messenger RNA. RefSeq lists its product as uncharacterized. The coding region runs from base 1 to 3453 and encodes 1150 amino acids. Gene Ontology annotation, biological process: protein phosphorylation. The record is from RefSeq and is a predicted model, not a curated record. The transcript is spliced from 4 exons. Gene Ontology annotation, molecular function: ATP binding; protein kinase activity; protein binding. NCBI's taxonomy places the organism in Eukaryota, Fungi, Ascomycota, Pezizomycetes, Pezizales, Morchellaceae.